Molecule: messenger RNA, 1067 nt
Organism: Frieseomelitta varia
Lineage: Eukaryota; Metazoa; Arthropoda; Insecta; Hymenoptera; Apidae
Product: trypsin-7-like
Exons: 6
Coding region: 146-928 (260 amino acids)
Biological process (GO): proteolysis
Molecular function (GO): serine-type endopeptidase activity
Source: RefSeq, a predicted model, not a curated record
GCUCGCAGGUAAUUUUGUACCCGGCAAUUAUGUUGGAAGCGUUCCAUCUUUCGAUAAGUGGCAAGGAUAAAUUGCGAAAUCGACGCGUAAAAUUCAUUUCGUCGUUUUGAAUAAAGCUGAAACCGCUACGGAUGAACUUCGCCCGAUGAUGGACGAAUUUCUUUUCUCUGCGAUUUCCCUUCUACUUCUCGGACUGAAGACGAAUGGACUGGCACUACCACGUGUAGAUCGAAUCGUUGAUGGUGAAUAUAUCAGUAUCACGAAGGUCUCGUACAUGUUAUCGUUAAGUGUAAAUAGUGAAUAUACCUGUGGUGCUGCUAUUAUCAAUGAGGAUUGGGCAGUAACUGCUGCUCAUUGUAUUAUUCUGUUUGUCAAUGAUUCCGUUUCGAUAAACAUCCGCAGUGGAUCUAACAAAUACGAUACUGGCGGAGUUGUUCAUAAUGUAACAACGCUUCUUUAUCACGAAAAAUACAACGAGCUUAAUAACGAUUACGAUAUUGGAUUAUUGAAGGUAUCUCCACCGUUCAAAUUUAACAAUGCUACACAGCCUGUCAAGUUACCUGGAAAUGAAUCUAUUUACACAAGUUGGGCUUCAAUUGCAGGGUGGGGCUAUUUUAUCGAUAUCAAGCCGAUAUUGUCAAAAGAUCUGAAAUACGUUACUGUGCCGAAAGUGACUAAAAAACAAUGCAGGAAUGACUACGAAGGCAGAUAUGAAGUAACAGAGCAUCAAGUUUGUUAUGGAUUUUCGCAAGGGGGAAAAGAUGCGUGCAAGGGUGAUUCUGGUAGUCCAUUGGUUAACAGGGACAAUAUCAUAAUCGGUAUAACUUCGUGGGGCGACGAUUGCGGUCAACCAUACUCACCUGGUGUCUAUACCGACGUUAUCGAUCUAGUAGAUUGGAUUAAAAGUAAAACUAUGUCAACUUUAUAAAUUGCUCAAUAAUUUUAAUUAAUCUGGUCCGUGCUAUCGAAAGCCACAACGAAAUCAGAAGUUCUGAAGCGGUCCAGCGAAUUAAUCAUUUGUUAUUGACUUUGUACAAAAUCAAUAUCGUUAUUAAAUACAAUACUAC